AUGGUUGAGGUGAUGAAGGUGCCCAGCUCCAACGGCUGUGCCGAGGGUGGUGGUGCGGGAAGCGAGGGGAAGGCGGAGGACGGGCAGCAGCAGGGGCAGGGGCUGGCUCUGGUGCUGGCCGCGCUCCGCAAGUCGGUGGUGCUACCGUGCCAGAUGGCGGACGCCGACGACCCAGCGGGCGCGGCCUGGGGGAUGGAGAUCGGCUGGCCCACCGACGUCCGCCACGUCGCGCACGUCACCUUCGACCGCCUCCACGGCUUCCUCGGCCUCCCCGUCGAGUUCGAGCUCGAGAUCCCCGGCCAGGUCCCCAGCGCCAGCGCCAGCGUGUUCGGGGUGUCGCCGGAGUCGAUGCAGUGUGGCUACGAUGACAAGGGGAACUCGGUGCCCAAGAUCCUUCUGCUCAUGCUAGAGAGGCUGUAUGCCCAGGAUGGACUCAAGGCAGAGGGGAUCUUCCGGAUCACCCCGGAGAACAGCCAGGAGGAGCAUGUCAGGGAGCAGCUCAACAGCGGCAUCGUGCCUGACGACAUCGACGUGCAUUGCCUUGCUAGUUUGAUCAAGGCCUGGUUCAGAGAACUCCCUGAGGGUGUGCUUGACAGGCUCUCACCUGAGCAAGUCCUUCACUGCAACACAGAGGAGCAAUGCAUUGAGCUCGUGAAGCUUCUUCCAGCAACCCAGGCUGCACUUCUUCAUUGGGUUGUUGAGCUCAUGGCUGAUGUUGUUGAGGAAGAGGAGUCAAAUAAGAUGGAUGCAAGAAAUGUUGCCAUGGUUUUUGCACCUAAUAUGACACAGAUGUCCGAUCCUCUGACAGCUCUGAUGCAUGCUGUUCAAGUCAUGAACUUGCUCAAAACCUUGAUUCUGAAAACACUUCGGGAACGUGAGGAUGAUGAUGCAGGAGCCUAUUCUUCAUUUUCAUCUUCGUCAUCUUUAUCUGAUGAACUUGAUGAGGAGGAUGGCCAUGACCAACAGGAUGAGGAAAAUGACAGUGGCAGUGAGCAUCUGAUUGGUGUGUCCAGGAGGCACACAUCAACCGAUUGUCAUUUGCCUUACGUUAGAUUCAGUAACGACAAUGAAGCCGUAUCACUGGAUGAUAUUGAGGAAUGCUUCUUAAGAAGGCUAGAAUGGAAAUCAGUGAGGGAAAGUGUUGAUGAAGGUGACAGUAGAAGUUCUCCCUCAGAGAAAGAGGCAGAGUGGCUUAGCUCCUCUGAGAACAUAACGGAAGGUAGUAACACAAUUGGCGAAGAAAGAGGCAGAACAAGCAAUGCCACUGAUGUAAGUAUCAAUGAGCUGAGGCAAACCGAAAUCAGAACUGAAAUGACGAGUGCAGAGGUAAGAAGUGCUGCAAAAGGGGAGCUUAUUCUUUGCUCGUAA
Miscanthus lutarioriparius is the source of this 1368-nucleotide messenger RNA. NCBI's taxonomy places the organism in Eukaryota, Viridiplantae, Streptophyta, Magnoliopsida, Poales, Poaceae. The record is from the annotation of a GenBank genome assembly.